Molecule: messenger RNA, 1782 nt
Organism: Symbiodinium sp. CCMP2456
Lineage: Eukaryota; Dinophyceae; Suessiales; Symbiodiniaceae
Source: the annotation of a GenBank genome assembly
AUGGCCAUCUCGGAGAAGGAGGCGCUCACCGCGCUGCUUCGUGAUCGCUCUGCGACGCCAAAGAGCCAGGCGGAAGCAGUGUCCGCGCUGUUUCGGAAUGGCUGGAUCCAGACCCCUCGACAGUAUGCAGUAGCCAUCGCUGCCCUGGCCAGAGCAGGCAAAUGGCAAACUUCGCUGGAGCUGCUUUUUCUGAUGCUGGAAAGUGCAGUGGACGCAGAAGUCAAAGCUUUCGGUGCUGCCAUCAAUGCCUGCUCCAAGGCCAGCCGGUGGCGCCACGCAAGCCUUUUGCUGGAAGUUGCACAAACGGCGCAAGCGGACAUGGGGACAAUCGUUGUGAACACGGUCAUGGGCGCGUGCUCUCGGAGCCAGCAGUGGAGACAAACUUUGCACCUCCUUGGCACAUCCAAAACACCAGACCUUACAACCUGCAAUACAGCCAUCGCUGCAUGUGCAAGAGCCGAGGGCUGGCAACAUGCUCUGACAUUGCUAGAGCAAAUCCCUCAGCGACAGCUGACUCGUGACACCUUCAGCUUCAACUCUGUUAUGAGUGCGCUGACGGGAAAGCGUUGGGCGAUGGGAGUUGCUCUUCUGGAGUCCAUGGUCUUGGAACAGGUUCCGCCGGAUCCAGUAACUUACAACUCCUUGAUGGAUGCCGCGCCCCACAAUGCACAGGAGCUCUUCAGGCAUAUGCUCAGUCGACGAGUGACUCCGACGGUCAUCAGCUUCAACACUGUCAUAGCUUCCUGCUCGAAAUCUUUAAAAAGCCAAGACGAGGCUUUGCAUUUCUUCAAGGAUAUGCGAAAGCACCGCCUGGCGCCGAACCUGAUCACGUUCAACAGCUGCAUUGCUGCUUGCAACGACUGGCAGCAGGCGCUGGCAAUGCUUGCGGCACUUGAGCACGAGCGGCUGACGGCUGACCUCAUCACCUUCAACAGCCUGCUGUCUGCUUGUCGGGAUGUGCGAGUGGUGCACAUGAUCCUGGCGGAGAUGCAGUGGCGCAGGCUAAAGCCGGAUCUGCUGAGUUGCAGCAGCGCCAUCACCGCUUGCGCUUCUGAAGGUCUCUGGGCAGAGGCUCUGGAGUUUUUGGCGCGGAUCACAGGACAUCCAGACGUGCCUGCUAUGAAUGCUGUCAUGACUGCAUGUGCAGAGGCCGGAGAGUGGGAACGGGCCUUCCUACUGUUGCAACAGUUUCACCUCCAUCACUUGGUUCCAGACGUCGUCAGCUUCAACUCUGUAAUGGCGGCCUGCGAUCAUGGGCAGCAGUGGGACUUGGCUCUGUGGCUUUUUGGACAGCUUCGCACCCUGCGCCUGCGGCCGUCUCUUAUAAGCUUUAGCUCUGCAGCCAGCGCCUGCGAGAAGGCAAAGCAGUGGACGCAAGCGGUGAGCUUGCUCCUCACCCUUCAGCAGUUCGGGCUGCAAGCCGAUGAUAUCGCUUUCAACACGGUCACAAGCGCGUGUGGCCAUGGACAGCAGUGGAAGAAGGCUCUGGGCAUCCUUGGAUGCCGCGAGGAAUGUGGACUCCCGUGGGCAUUGAUGACCUGCAAUGCAGCCAUCUCUGCAUGCGCUGCUGGCCUCGCCACCGGUGUUGCCGUAGCUUUCCUGCGAAGGAGCGGGAAGCUGCACAUCGAGAGUUCCUUCAAUCGAACACUCGUACAAGAUGAGAUGGGUGCUGCGGGCACUGUCGGUUUUUCGCAGGAGAAGCAGCAAACCAAGACUUUCGUAUCAUUUACGUAUUGGUGCAAUUUGAGUUUGAGUUCAAGCUCAGUCAUGACAGGCAACUGA